Pistacia vera is the source of this 1103-nucleotide messenger RNA. RefSeq names its product protein DOWNY MILDEW RESISTANCE 6-like. NCBI's taxonomy places the organism in Eukaryota, Viridiplantae, Streptophyta, Magnoliopsida, Sapindales, Anacardiaceae. The transcript has 4 exons. The coding region runs from base 1 to 1002 and encodes 333 amino acids. The record is from RefSeq and is a predicted model, not a curated record.
AUGGAGAAGCUCGUUUCAAUGUGGUAUAAAAACCAAUCCUUGCCUGAGGAUUACAUAUUCCCACCAGAAGUGAGACCUGGGAAAUCCAUUGUUCCUGUACGCGAUGUUCCGGUGAUUGAUUUAAGUCAAGCAGUUGGUCGUAAUCGAACUGAUAUGGUUCAGCAAAUACUGAAGGCUAGCAAUGAGUUCGGAUUUUUCCAGGUUACUAACCAUGGAGUUUCAGAGAAACUAAUAAAUGAGACAACGGGUGUCUUGAAGGAGUUCUUUGAGAUGCCUGCGGAGGACAAAUCAAGUGUCUAUUCUGAGGAUUUAAGUAAAAGUUGCAGGCUUUGCACCAGUACUGUACAUUACGAUGAUGAAAAGAUUCACUACUGGCGUGAUAUUCUGAGACAUCCUUGCCAUCCCUUAGAGGAAUGCAUAAAACAAUGGCCAGAAAAGCCAACUAGAUAUCGUGAGGUUGUUGGGGCGUAUUCAAUUGAAGCAAAGAAAUUGGGUUCAAUGAUCCUGGAGCUGAUUUCUGAAGGACUGGGACUUGAGACCAGUUAUUUCAAGAAUGAACUAAGCGAAACAUCAGUAUUGUCAGUUAAUUAUUAUCCACCAUGCCCAGAUCCAAGCUUGACCCUGGGGAUUCCUAAACAUUGUGACCCUAAUAUCAUAACGAUUCUGCAUCAAGAUGUCUGCGGGCUUCAGGUUUUCAAGGAUGGGGAAUGGAUUGGCGUAGAGCCUAUUCCAAAUGCAUUUGUAAUUAACAUAGGCUAUGCGUUACAGAUAAUCAGUAACAACAAGCUGAAAAGUGCUGAGCAUAGAGCUGUGACGAACUCGAAAGAUACCAGGACAACUGCAGCUUUCUUCAUAAAUCCAACUACUGAUAGCAUUAUAGAGCCUGCAAAAGCUUUAACUGGUCCUCCAAUCUUCAGAGCCUGUCAAUACAAGGAAUUGGUUACGCGUUACCAUUCCAUGUCCGGGGACACUGAACAGGUUCUGAAACCUUUUAAGCUUUAAGCUUUCCUGAUCAUUGAUUGUGCUGCCAUGGGAAAUGCAAGGAAUAAAAUAAUUGUAAAAGACUGAACAAGUUCAAGAGUUUUCAUUUAUAUUGGGCUGAU